Messenger RNA from Stomoxys calcitrans (stable fly), 2385 nucleotides. RefSeq names its product (Lyso)-N-acylphosphatidylethanolamine lipase (gene puml). The record is from RefSeq and is a predicted model, not a curated record. Bases 438 to 1748 code for a protein of 436 amino acids. The transcript is spliced from 2 exons. NCBI's taxonomy places the organism in Eukaryota, Metazoa, Arthropoda, Insecta, Diptera, Muscidae. Gene Ontology annotation, molecular function: catalytic activity. Gene Ontology annotation, cellular component: lipid droplet.
CAAUUUAACCAAUUCUCAGCUGGUGAGAACAAAUAAAUGAGUUUUUCUUCCGUUUUUGCAGUGAAUUAUUAAUCUAACACCCGAAGAGAAUCAACACAAUUACUCACGGUAUCUAUGACAGCAAACGAAUUGCAAAAAACGGGAAUUAAAUGAUAAAAACGAAGUAAUAACCCUCUUUCUAUCGGUUUACGCGGACGUUCAUUUACUCGCUUCGUUUAUUCUGGAAAGUCAUUGUGAUGUGACAAAAAAACCAAAUCGAUAUUUAUUCAUGAUUUGCCAGAUUUAGAUUUAAAGAGUUGCGAAAUACAUAACUGAGAAUCAAAAACCAAACAGACAACGGGAACAUCAGUUCUGAACACUCUAGGCAAACAAAUAAAUUAACAACAAUUCAGAAUACCAUCAGAUCGAGAAAAAGAGAAAAAUCAGCAAAAAAAAACAUGGCUGUGGCAACGACGACGGGAGCGCAGGCAAACUAUAGUCAAACUUUGAGUGUAUCGGAGGGUAUGGACGUGGAGGACUACAAACCUAAAGGAUUUUGGCUAUUUCGACUAUUACGCAAUUGGACCACAAGUUCGCCCAUGAUGCUAAGGGCAGUGGAAAAGAAGAUUUUGUCUUUUUUGAAGACACCAUAUCGGGGAUUCUUUGUCGAUAUUGGACCGGCCAUAGGGGAAGCGGACAAAAUAUGGACUGUGAGCUUCAACACAGAGUCCAAAGAAAUUCCCCUAGUUAUGCUGCAUGGUUUAGGUGCGGGCGUGGCCCUAUGGGUCAUGAAUUUCGAUACUUUGGCUAAAGACCGGCCGGUGUAUGCUAUCGAUAUUUUGGGAUUUGGUAGAAGCUCUAGGCCAAAAUUUUCCUCGGAUGCUCUGACCUGUGAGAAACAAUUUGUGAAAUCUGUGGAAGAAUGGCGGCGUGAAAUGAAUAUACAAAAUAUGAUAUUGUUGGGUCAUUCCAUGGGCGGCUUUAUUGCUUCCAGUUAUGCUCUAUCGUAUCCCGAUAGAGUGAAACAUUUAAUAUUGGCCGAUCCCUGGGGUUUCCCGGAGAAGCCCUCAGAUGCUUUAUCCAGCAAACAAAUACCACUUUGGGUAAGAGCUUUGGCGCAUGCCCUAACGCCUUUAAAUCCCUUAUGGGCCCUUAGAGCGGCUGGUCCAUUUGGACAAUGGGUAGUACAAAAGACCAGACCAGACAUUAUGCGCAAGUUUUCUACAACCGUUGAGGACGACAUAAGCCUCAUACCACAGUACAUACAUCAAUGCAAUGCCCAAUAUCCUAGUGGCGAAUCGGCCUUUCAUAGCAUGAUGGAAUCUUUUGGUUGGGCCAAGCAUCCCAUGAUUCACCGCAUUAAAGAUGUACGCCACGAUAUACCCAUGACAUUUAUAUAUGGAUCCCGUUCGUGGAUCGAUUCCUCUUCGGGUGAAAAAAUCAAAGCCCAACGUGGCAACUCUGUGGUCGACAUCAAGACAGUUAAUGGCGCUGGCCACCAUGUUUACGCAGACAAGCCGGAAAUCUUCAAUCGUUAUGUAAAUGAAACUUGUGAUUUAUAUAAAAUACGACAACUAAUAAGGGAAGCAACCGAAUCGGAUGAAGAGCACGAUCUGGCCAUAUCCUCAAAUGCAGGCGUCUCCGGAGCCCAAUCCAAGGAGGCAGAAUCGGAUUCAGCGAUAAAACCAACCGCAUCAUCAUCAUCAUCUAAUAACGACAACGACAGCACAACACCUUCUAACCCCAAGCCAGAGAAUAGCGUUCAAUGAUGGUUGGUUCAAUAUGGCACCGACAUGUUUUAUCGGUUAUUUUCUAAUCCGAAUAUGGUUUGAAAAGUUUGUGAAGAUGUGUUAUCUGUUGUGUAUUAUAUAUGUGUAUGUCUUACUCCCCCCUCUAGCUGUGUAAUUUUGAUUUUCUUUUCUCAUUCUUUUCAUGAAUAGUAUUAAUUAAAAUUCCCCCUCCCCACCUCUUACUACUUCUACAGCAACAAAUGCACAGCAUAGGCUUAAAUUAAAUACAAUUAUGUUUAAUUAUACUUGCAAUUUACAGCAAAUCUUGCACACACACACACACACACUCACACAAGUUUGUUUGUAAAAUGUAUGUACAAGGAAUAGCGAAAUCGGAACAAAAUAAGGCAAGUUGUAAAAAAGUUCAAUGUAUGAACGGCGGAAGCCAAAUCGAUAAUAGGCUUAGCCUUAAACGUGAAUGUGAUCCAUUGUGUGAUUGGACACGAGCUAAAAGAUCAAAUACAUAAUUUGCCUCCUAUUAGCGAUUGUUUGUAUACACCACUCUAUUAUUAUUAUUGUUAUAUUAGUUUGUAGUAAAGCGUUUCAACGUAUUUUUGUAAAACUAUUACUUUUAUUAAUAAAUAAAAUAAACUAUUAAUUUGUAUUUAUAAAUUAA